Aspergillus calidoustus is the source of this 786-nucleotide messenger RNA. NCBI's taxonomy places the organism in Eukaryota, Fungi, Ascomycota, Eurotiomycetes, Eurotiales, Aspergillaceae. The record is from the annotation of a GenBank genome assembly.
AUGUCUUGGGCGGGCUUCAAGAAAAAUGUCAACCGUGCUACGACGCAGGUGAUGAUGAAGACGGGACAUGUGGAGAGAACGAACGAUCGCGACUAUGAGAUUGAGGAGCGGCGGUACCGGACUAUGGAGGCGGCUGCAAACCGCCUACAGAAGGAAGCAAAGGGAUACUUGGACUCACUGCGAGCAAUGACGGCUUCGCAGAUGCGAAUUGCAGAGACGAUUGACGCUUUCUACGGCGACGCCGGCGCUAAAGAUGGUGUGAGCAGGAGCUACAAACAGGCAGUUGAGGAUCUGGACGCCGAGACGAUCAAAGCGCUAGACGGACCUUACAGAUCUACUGUUCUCGAGCCGAUAUCCCGUUUUUGUGCAUACUUCCCUGACGUCAACGAGUGCAUCAAGAAGAGAAACAACAAGCUACUCGACUACGACGCCAUGAGAGCCAAGGUGAAGAAACUGGUCGAGAAGCCGGACAAGGACGCCACCAAGUUGCCGCGUACGGAGCGCGAGUUGGAGAUGGCCAAGCAGGCAUAUGAACAGUUGAACGAGCAACUGUUUACCGAACUUCCUCAACUCAUCGAUCUGCGCGUUCCGUACCUCGACCCCAGUUUUGAAGCUCUGGUCAAAAUCCAAUUACGUUUCUGCGCAGAAGCGUACUCCCGAAUGGCGCAAGUACAGCAAUACCUCGACGCGGAGACAAGAGACCAGUACGCUCGCGGCGAUCUGGACAACAGGGUGGAAGAGGUUCUGCAGGAGAUUCGGGACUUGAGCAUAGCGGGUACUGUUUAA